UCCAAAUUGAUAUCUCCUUGCUGGAAAGGAGGAGGAGGGGGAAAGGGAUCUCGAAGGAAUGCAGGAUCAUCAAACGUGGAAUGUUCAGACUUUGAUUCAACUGGCAGAAGCGCAGAGUGUGCCGCAACAAAGGUGCGUUACGAGAGAAACAAGAAGAAAAAUAAUGGAAAAGACCUGUGCUUUACGGCACACAUGUACUUCCGGGAAGAAUACAAGCGAUCCUAUCUGCGAUUCCAAGGGACCUCGUCCCACCACCCGGUGCCGGGUCGCUCGAGAUGGUUAGGUUAACGCUCGAUCCGUGAAACGUCAGAAUUUCUCUCUCUCUCUCUCUCUCUCUGCUCUCGAAACAACGAAACACGAUCGAGAGCGAACCGUGUAAAUUUAACGAGAGUGAUUUUAGUUGUAGAUUGUUGGUUGAGUCAACAGUGGGUUGUAACGAUAAGGGAACCGUGGUUUUAUAAUUGUUGUGAAGCAGAAGGAGUAAAAAUUGUUUUGAAGAGGAGAGGGAAAAAAAAACACUUGAUGUAGCUACUAAUGCGAAUUAUGAGAACGUUAAUAACUACUUUCAAAUCGAAUGGCCUUGAUUUUCUGACGACGCGCGACGACAGUUAGUUAAUUCAACAGUAGCAGGAACGAGAAGGUUUUUAUUUAUCUUCGGAUCGUAUCAUUUGAAUAUUCUUCUUCUGGAUAAAGAUAGCUGACCGCUUUUGAAAAUUUGUCGCGGCACUUCGAGUUUUGGUAUCCUGUUUGCACAGGGUUGUUUACGAUCCAUAACGCCUUCGCCUUCGUCGAGCCACUUCAGACUCGCGAGCCACGUAGAAGGGGUUGUUUUUUUUUAGCAACACCGAGCAAGGGUCGCUACUAAUUUAUGACGUUAAGUUCUGACGUCUUGUUGCGCCUCGCUUAUACCUUCUCUUCAGGUCGUACAUUUAUCACGGUUGUUUAUAACACGAUCACACGCUUUUGUUUUCUGAAAUCUGCGGAAAUGUAACUGUGACAAUUUCCGUCCCUCGAAUGAUAUACGCAUUUUAGUAUGCCAGUGGAAUGUUUCUCAGUGGAAUGCUUCUCGUGUUUUUUUAUUUAUUUCAUUCUUUUUCUCUUUUCAAGUUCUAUUGAAAUAUCUUCCGAAUAAUUUAAUCGACGAUUCAAGAUCAAUUAACGUUUCGCUCCAAAAGUCAGCUAGUAAUCAUACAUACUUUUUACUAAUUUCAUUAUAAGUACGUAAUUAAUAUUCAGUUUACAGAUAAGGACAAAUUUAAGAGUAAAUGUAGAAACUGAUGUUCACAACAUCAUCAUGUUAUUUCCCGUAAAUAACAAUGUUAAUUGCAUAUUGCAACAAAUCUCAAGCAGAUCCGCUUCCAUUUCACUCUAUGCAAAUUAACAUUUUAAUUAAUUAAUCCCGGUCUCGAAGAGGAACGCAACUAACCGACGUUCUUUUUAUUUGCAAUUACAGAUCGAGGAUGCCAUGCUGAUGUUCGAUAAGCAAACCAACAGGCACAGAGGUGAGUGA
Messenger RNA from Heterotrigona itama, 1510 nucleotides. The record is from the annotation of a GenBank genome assembly. Lineage: Eukaryota; Metazoa; Arthropoda; Insecta; Hymenoptera; Apidae.